Molecule: messenger RNA, 1566 nt
Organism: Diaporthe citri
Lineage: Eukaryota; Fungi; Ascomycota; Sordariomycetes; Diaporthales; Diaporthaceae
Exons: 3
Coding region: 1-1566 (521 amino acids)
Source: RefSeq, a predicted model, not a curated record
AUGGCUUGGACUAACGUCAACUACCUGCCUUUAGUCAACAAGGCUCGCAGGCCCAAGUUCGACAUCUACGACCUUAACAACGUACCCCUGGUUCAAGGUGUCUCCCUCAUAAAAUGGCACCUACCGCACUCUAUCCAUGGCGAGCACCGCGGGCGGACCGCCAAGUGCCCCAUCGCCAACCACCGCGUUGAGUACGGCUAUGGCAAGGUCAUCCCCGUGCGCAUCGGAAUCGACAAGAACAACAGUCUGUCCGAAUGCCUGAUUGAGUUUGAGGUCCUGCAAGAGUUCAGCACCCACGGCGUCACCGGGAGGAGUGAGACCAUCACGCUAGGCAAGGUGACUCUGAACCUCAGCGAAUAUGUCGAGGAGAGCGAGACGGUGGUGCGCGAGGCACCUUUUCGAAGCCACGGCCCCAGUGUCGGUAGCACCACCAAUGGCUCUGCUGGGAACGUCAACGCUACGUCUCACACCCGCAAGAGGAGCAGUCUAUCACAACACACGCCCAUCACCCCAGACUCAAACGUCAGCCCAACGUCGUCAGCCUUGCCUUCAAAAUCGACCUCCAACGAGGCCACUAACAACAAAGCACCCUCGAUAAAUGAACCGGCUCCGGAGCAGCACGUCGAAGACGGCGUCAUCCGGCGCUAUCUGAUGCAGGACUCCAAGAUCAACAGUACCCUCAAGAUCGGCAUCCUCAUGAUGCAGGUAGACGGCGAGCGCAAUUUCUCUGCACCGCCGCUCAAGACAGCCGCCGUUUUUGGCGGCAUAGCAGGCAUGGUGGCCGAGGCAGCCGGCGGGGCCGGCGGUGCAGCGGCAGCCGCGGACUCGGGGGUGGCCGAGUUCGGGCACCUGCACCUGCAGGACGACACGCAGGACCCGAGCAGCAGCAACCUGAGCGCGCAGUUCUCGCUCGGCAAGAACAACGGCAAGUCGCGGGACAUCUACGAGCUUCAGGACAUGUACCGCCGCGCUCUGGCCGCCAGCUGGGCGUGCCAGCCCGGCGAGCUCCCCGCCGACGAGUGCAUAGAGGACAUCUUCGAGGGCGGCGACGGCUUUGGCGAGCCCGACGGCGGCUCGCCCGUCGCCUCCCCGUCAGCCGCCGGUGACGCCACACCUAGGGGCCACCACAGCCACCACCGCUCGCGCCACUCGCUGUCCCGGUUCGGCAGGAGGCUGAGCUUUAGGCGCGAGGACAGCGGCAGCGCCGGCGACGACGAGUUCCUGCGGCCGAGCGACAGGCGCGGGCUCGGCGGGCAGAAGAGGCAACACUCGCGGCACGGCAGCGGGGAGAGCGCACACACCGUGACGGCCAGGCAUGACCACGCGCCGCACCACCACGGCGGGCCCCGUGCCCCGAGUGGGCAUCGGCGGGACGGCAGCAAGGACAGCGGGCGGCCGCCCAGCUCGUCGGGGAUGCGCGGUCGGAGCGAGAGCCUGUCGAGCUUGGCUGCUACGAUCGAGAGCGAAAGGGGUAGGAGCGGGUUUAAGAGCGCGAGGGAGGUCAACGAGUUCGACGUGCGGGAUGACAUGGUUGCUUGGAAGCUGCCUGGUACUGCUGUCUCUUGA